Molecule: messenger RNA, 933 nt
Organism: Talaromyces atroroseus
Lineage: Eukaryota; Fungi; Ascomycota; Eurotiomycetes; Eurotiales; Trichocomaceae
Exons: 7
Coding region: 1-933 (310 amino acids)
Molecular function (GO): methyltransferase activity
Source: RefSeq, a predicted model, not a curated record
AUGGCUGAAGACGACCAUGGCUACUACUCCGAUGACUCAUCCACGACAUCCAUGAGUGACUCUGUGGACCUUACAUACAUGUGUAUAGGACGAGAGUAUUCCGACUAUUUUAAGGAAUACUUGUUGGUAUACCUCCCGUGUUGGUAUCUUCCACUAACCGUGCACAGCUUACCUGUCGAUGAAGAGGAACUACGCCGUCUCGAAUAUCAACAUGAUCUAAGGUUUCUCAUCAGUCAAGAUGAGAAGCUGUAUCAAGCGCCGCUUUGUGACCCAGGAAGGAUUCUGGACAUAGGGACUGGAACUGGUGUGUGGGCGAUAGAAAUUGGCGACAAAUACCCCUCCGCUGAGGUUGAAGGUAUCGACAUGCUACACCUCCAACCACAGAUGGUGCCGUCUAAUGUUCGCUUCGUGAUCGAUAACCUGGAAAACCUUGACACAUACAAAAACAAUCAUUGGCACCACGUUCAUGCCCGAGAUCUAAACGGGUUCCUUUCUGAUGCCGGCCGAUUCUCUCGCGAUGUUUUCGAUAUUCUCGCCCCUGGUGGUUACUUUGAACGCGUCGAACUUGAUCGAUGGACAAUCCCACAGAACAAACGAUAUCCAUGUCUGUCCGCCUUUCAUCGUCUACUCACCCAAACACUGAAGAAUCCGCUGGAAUCUUCAGAAGACUUGGUGCAGUCCUUGGAGAAAGCAGGGUUUAAGAGCAUUCAGAAGAAGGAAUGGACCAUUGUAUUGUCAAAAGGGAAUAGUAGUCUGGAAUAUUUCAUCCAAUCGUUAUAUGUAUAUGGGUUACGGUUCUUCACAGACGACCUCCAGUGGAACAUUUUGGAGUUUAAUAUUUUCAUCGCAUUGAUUCGGAAUGAGAUUAUGGCGGCAGGCUUUAAACUUAACUUAUACAGCGUAUACGGUCAAAAGCCGAGCACAGGAUUGUAG